CCUGUCGUCAAUCUCAUCCCCUCCAAUCGGUCCAAUUGCCAGUCGCUGUUCAACAAUGGGGCAUCUGGUAACUCUUGCAACAUGCUCGCUCAACCAAUGGGCUCUCGAUUUCGAGGGCAAUUGUGAGCGCAUCAUCGAGAGUAUUCGCCAGGCCAAGGCGGCGGGAGCGACCCUGCGAGUCGGCCCCGAGCUGGAGAUUACUGGAUAUGGCUGCUUGGAUGCGUUUAUCGAGGGCGAUACGUUCCUGCACUCCUGGGAGAUGCUCGCCAAGAUCAUCGACCAUCCUGACUGUCAGGACAUUGUGGUGGACGUGGGAAUGCCCGUCCGUCACCGCAACGUGCGGUACAACUGCCGUGUGAUCUUCUUCAACCGGAAGAUUAUUUUGAUCCGGCCCAAGAUGUGGCUGGCCAAUGAUGGAAACUACCGUGAGAUGAGACAUUUUACGCCGUGGCAGCGUCCUCGGGAGAUUGAGGACUACUACCUCGAGCAGAUUGUUGGCAAGAUCACGGGCCAGUACAAGGUACCGUUUGGUGAUGCGGUCAUUAGCACCCGAGAUACGUGUCUGGGGUUGGAGACCUGCGAAGAGCUGUUCACUCCCAAUGGACCCCAUAUUCCCUAUGGUCUGGCUGGUGUGGAGAUUAUCUCGAACUCGUCCGGAAGUCACCACGAACUCCGGAAGCUCGAUACUCGGAUCAACCUGAUCACGCAGGCCACCAAGUUGAGCGGAGGGAUUUACCUGUAUGCCAACCAGCAAGGCUGUGACGGGGAUCGCCUGUACUACGAUGGUUGCGCGAUGAUUGUCGUCAACGGAAACAUCGUGGCCCAAGGGUCCCAAUUCUCGCUGAACGACGUCGAAGUUGUCACUGCCACUGUUGACAUCGAAGAGGUUCGGACCUACCGUUCCAGCGUGAGUCGUAGCUUGCAGGCCAGCAGACAAACGCCUUUUGUCCGUCUUGAUCUGGAUUUCAGGUUGUCGCGUACCGGCGAGGAGGCAGAUCCCGGGCUUGCCCCGUCGGAGAUCCUCGAACCACGAUACCAUGCGCCGGAGGAAGAGAUCGCCCUUGGUCCAGCCUGCUGGCUGUGGGACUACCUGCGCAGAAGCGGUGCAGCAGGAUACUUUGUGCCCCUGAGCGGCGGCAUUGACAGCUGUGCGACUGCGAUCAUUGUGCAUUCCAUGUGCCGAGAGGUUGUCAAAGCCGUGCAGCAGGGCAAUGAGCAGGUGAUCAAGGACGUGCGACGUCUGUGCGCCGAGCCUGAGGGAUCUGCCUGGCUACCGUCCACCAGCCAGGAAGUCUGCAACCGCAUCUUCCACACCAACUACAUGGGAACGCAAAACUCCAGCAAGGAGACCCGGGAGCGGGCCAAGACCCUCGCCACGGACAUCGGCUCCUACCACAUCGACUUCAACUUUGACACCGUCGUGACGGCCAUCACGAAUCUGUUUACGGUGGUGACCAACUUCCAACCCAAGUUCAAGGUGCAUGGAGGCAGUUUCGCGGAGAACCAGGCUUUGCAGAACAUCCAGGCCCGCCUGCGAAUGGUUCUUGCGUAUUUGUUUGCGCAGAUGCUUCCGACUGUCCGCCAGCGGCCGGGCGGUGGGGGACUGCUUGUGCUGGGAUCAUCCAAUGUGGACGAAUGUCUGCGGGGUUACCUCACCAAAUACGACGCAAGCAGCGCAGAUCUCAACCCCAUCGGCUCGAUCAGCAAAGUCGACCUCAAGAAAUUCAUCCACUGGGCGCAAACGGCCUUUUCGCUUCCGAUCCUGCACGAGUUUCUGCACGCCACGCCCACCGCCGAGCUGGAGCCCAUCACGCAGACCUACGUGCAGUCGGACGAGGCCGACAUGGGAGUCACCUACGCCGAGCUGUCGGUGUUCGGCCAGCUGCGCAAGGUGGCCAAGCUGGGGCCGUGGUCCAUGUACGAGCGCCUGCUGCACGUCUGGGGCCACGAGCUCAGCCCGCGCGAGGUGUAUGAGAAGACCCGCCAUUUCUUCUACACCUACAGCAUCAAUCGGCACAAGAUGACCGUGCUCACGCCGAGUUACCACGCCGAGGGCUACUCGCCGGAGGAUAAUCGGCAUGAUUUGCGGCAGUUUCUUUGUACGUUGCCCCUUGCCCGUUGCCCGUUGCCCGUUGCCCCUUCUUUCUUUCGGCCCUAAUGUGGGUUGUGAUGAUGACUGGGAUCGGGGCUGAUGAUUGAUCGUACGUAUAGAUCCCCCUUUCACAUGGGCAUAUAAGAAAAUGGAGGAGAGCGUCAAGUA
This is a messenger RNA of Aspergillus saccharolyticus JOP 1030-1, 2260 nucleotides long. RefSeq names its product glutamine-dependent NAD(+) synthetase. Gene Ontology annotation, molecular function: glutaminase activity; ATP binding; NAD+ synthase (glutamine-hydrolyzing) activity. Gene Ontology annotation, biological process: NAD+ biosynthetic process. The coding region runs from base 56 to 2158 and encodes 700 amino acids. The transcript has 13 exons. Gene Ontology annotation, cellular component: cytoplasm. NCBI's taxonomy places the organism in Eukaryota, Fungi, Ascomycota, Eurotiomycetes, Eurotiales, Aspergillaceae. The record is from RefSeq and is a predicted model, not a curated record.